AUGAUGAAAAAAGUAAAUAAUACUACAAAUGAUGAAUUCCUUAAAUUGUCUUAAGUCCAAUUCAAAUAGGAAUUCAAAAAGUUUAUUGGUUGCUAAUAUGUAAAAUCAGAUUAGUUAUCUUUAAGCCAUAAUUAUAACAAUAGUAACUGUAUUGUCUAUUAAGCAUAUUUAAGAAUUAGUCAUUAUGUAUUAAUAUUAUGAACAUAGAAACUCGGGAUUUAAAAUAAAAAAAGAAUAUAUAAGUGGAUGAUAAAUUUGUAUUUGGAUCAUUAGAAAAAUUAGAGUUUUAAGAUUUUGCAAUAAUUCCAAAUGAUUAUGUAAUUCCUGGUUGUGAAAUCAUAUAAUGUCUACUUACGAAACAAGUAUAUAAAAUAAUUAAUUAUAGUUAAAAAAAUUAUCCUAUUCAUUUAUUAUGUUCUUAUUUAUUAUAAAGCAUCUUGAGAUAGUUGUACCAAUUACAGCUAUAAAAUUAAUCAAAUAAUUUGUAACAGAAAAGCCUAAUUGUAUAAUAGAUAUUGGAAGAGAAAAGAUGGUUUAAGUAAAUGCUAUUAUGAUACAUUCUUAGAUUUGGUUACAUAGUGAUGAUGAAAGAAAUAUACUUUAUAAAAAUGAUGAAAUUAUAUUAGGUAAUGAUUUAAAAAUGAUUGUUCAUUGUGUAAAAUGUGUUUAAUGUGAAUUAUUGGAUAUGAAUUUAGAAGUUAAUUUAAAAAAUAUUUAAGAAUUUCUAAGAAAAUUUAAAACUGAUAUUAUUGGAAUAGCAUAUUCAGUUUAAAUUAUUUUGAGAAGACUUUUAGAUGCUUAUGAUGUUGAUGAAGUGCAAUAAUAUAAUGAAUUUGUAUUAAACAAUUUUUAUUAAUUUAUUAGUAUUAAGCCUUUAUACUAAAUCCAUUAUUAAUUUUAGAAAUAUAAAAUGUUAAAUUCAUAGCUAUUUAUGGACAUGAAGGAGAGAAUUAUUAAUUUGGAGGCACCUAUAAUUUACCAGGAACUCAUAGAAUUAAUUGUGAAUAAGUUGAUAAGUAAAUAAAUUUAAAUUAUAUAAGUUAUCAAUUUUAUGUAAAUUAUUAAUAAGGUGUAUGGAGAUUAUAUGAUGGAAAAUACAAUUAUCCAAAUAAUGAAAUAUUAAAGAGUAAAUAUGGUAUCAAAAUAAUGUUAUUAUAGGAACUUGGAAAAAAAUUUAAUAGAAAUCAUUUUAAUUAAGAUCAUAGGAUACGUUUCGUAUUAAUUAGCAUUAUUUUAAUGUAAAAGAUUUGAAAUAAGAAAAUAAUGAAAAAAAUCCAUAAAAUUAGUGUUAUUGCAGUGAAAUAAUAGAAAAGGAUGUUUCUGAAAUACCUGACAUACAAUUUAAAAUAAAGCCUAAAAUAUCCUCUAAGACUUAUCAAAUAAUUAAUUUACAUUCUUCAAUAAAUCAAAAUUUAUAAGAAUAUUACAUAAUUCAAUUAGAUGAAGAAUAUAAUUGCAUUUCUUGA
This is a messenger RNA of Paramecium primaurelia, 1466 nucleotides long. The record is from the annotation of a GenBank genome assembly. NCBI's taxonomy places the organism in Eukaryota, Ciliophora, Oligohymenophorea, Peniculida, Parameciidae.